AUGCCACAAACUUCGCAUAAUCUAACUGUUAGUAAUUAUACAAAUAAAACAAUCAAAUGUGUUUGUGUAGGUGAUGGUUGUGUCGGUAAAACAUCAAUGCUUAUAUCAUAUACUACCAAUACAUUUCCACAGUCUUAUGUACCUACAGUAUUUGAUAAUUAUUCUGUUACUGUAAUGAUUAAUAAUGAACCACAUACACUUGCUCUAUUCGAUACUGCUGGUCAAAAUGGCUUUGAAUUAAUGCGUGCAUUUUCAUAUACAAAUACUGAUGUAUUUCUUGUUUGCUUCAGUGUUAUGUCUCCAGCAUCAUUCAAUAAUGCUCUUAAAGUGUGGAUUAAUGAAAUUCGUCAAUCAUCAUCAUCAUCUUGUAUGGCACCAUUUGUUCUUGUUGGAACAAAAAUUGAUCUUCGUACAAAUCUAGCUGAUAUUGAAUUAUUAGCUAAAUCCAAACAAAAACCAAUAACACGUGAACAAGGUGAACGUGCAGCAAAAGAACAUGGUGCAUAUGGAUAUGUUGAAUGUUCAGCAUUAACACAAGAAAAUCUUAAAGAAACAUUUGAUGCUGCUAUAUUAGCUGCACUUACUCCAUUACCUUCUAAACGUGUUGGAAUAUUAUGUUGUUGUUCUUAA
Molecule: messenger RNA, 630 nt
Organism: Rotaria sp. Silwood1
Lineage: Eukaryota; Metazoa; Rotifera; Eurotatoria; Philodinida; Philodinidae
Source: the annotation of a GenBank genome assembly